UAUUUAAUGGAUCAGUGUCUCUUAUUGAAAAGUGUUUCACUGAAGCAGAAAUAAAACUCUGGUUCCGGUUGGAGCUCCAGGGUUGGACCGAGGGAAUGGAGACCCGACAGCGGAUGAAAUCAGUCCUCCAGAGGCGCAUAGACUCCAUGGCGCAGCAGCUCCACAGGCUGAGUCUGGACAUCUGGAGCAGACCCGAACUCUCCGCUCAGGAAGUCAGCGCUCAUGACACGCUGGUCCGGUUCUUCUCCGAGCAGAACCAGGGCUGGACGGUCCAAAGCCAAUAUAAACUGCCCACCGCGUUCCGGGCCAGCUGGGGGCCGCUGGGUGUCAGCCGGGGGGCCGCGCUGAACGUGGCCUUCCUGUGCGAGUAUGACGCGCUGCCGGGGAUCGGACACGCGUGCGGCCACAACCUGAUAGCAGAGGUGGGAGCUGCGGCUGCAGUGGGGCUGAAAGCUGCUGUGGAGACCCACGCAGAACAGGCUGUCCCAGUGGAGAUAACUGUUCUGGGAACUCCUGCAGAGGAGGCGGUUGGAGGAAAGAUCGACCUGAUCCGAGCGGGGGCUUUCAGUGAUGUGGAUCUGGUCUUCAUGGCUCAUCCAGCUCAGCAGGAUGCUCCCUUCCUUCCCACCGUCACCAUCGCAGAGAUGUCAGUGAAGUACCACGGCAAGGCGUCCCAUGCUUCUGCGUACCCUUGGGAGGGGGUAAAUGCUCUGGAUGCUGCUGUGCUGGCUUACAGCAACCUCUCCGCGCUCAGACAGCAGCUCAAGCCUGAGUGGAGGCUGCAUGGCAUCAUCAAACACGGCGGGGUGAAGCCCAACAUCAUCCCUGCCUACUCUGAGUUGGAGUUUUAUUUGCGAACUCCACAGCUGAGUGAUCUGUGGGAGCUGAAGGCCAAAGCUGAGGCUUGCUUCCGAGCGGCUGCUCUGGCCACAGGCUGCCAGGUGGAGAUAAUCUACCCGGCACACACCUACUCUAACAUUCUGCCUAAUUUCACUCUGGCUAACCUGUAUGAGAGCAACGGAAAAGCUUUGGGGAUGAAGUUUCCUGAGCAGCCAGCCAGCUUCUCUGGUUCCACAGACUUUGGGAACGUAUCCUUCUUAGUGCCUGGGAUCCAUCCCUUCUUCUACAUUGGCACGGAUGCAUUAAACCACACAGAGGAAUACGCUAAAGCAGCAGGAGCUGAGGUGGCCCAGUUGCACACCCUGAGGGCAGCCAAGGCCCUGGCAAUGACAGCUGUGGAUGUGAUGUGCUGCCCAGAUCUCUUGCAGCAAGCGAGAGAGGACUUCAGGCUGGCCAAACUGAGAGCAGAGGACAGACACGCGAAUCCGGAACAAACAUAAACCAUCAGAACUUGACUAAAGUUAGAAGGUCAUAUCUGCUCAGUUUAAAUUAGAGAGUACUUGCUGAAAAAACUGGUGCUUUGUAAAGUAUGUACACUGUAUGUAUUUUUUAUGCUCAGCACUUUUAACACAAGUGAUGUAAACGGGUGAAGUAAAAACAGCCUAUCAAAGUGCGUCUUUCCAGAAAAGUUAAAAAACAAUCCAGUGGACUUUCCUUCCAAGUUUUAAGGCGUUUCGCUUCUCAUUCAGGAACGCUUUUCAAUUCAAAAUGUCAGAAAUAGCGUUGAGUUCGAGGCUUUAUAGAGACAGAAAACAAAGCCUUGUUUUGGCUUAGAAAACAUGCAAACUAAAGUGGGAAAGGGAAUUUGAUAUUCUAAUAACCGACGAAGGCUGGCUGAAUAUUUGGAAGACCCAAACUACAACAUCCUCUUCCAGAAUCUGGAGAGAACAUUGUUGGAAGAAUAUAAUCAGAUUUUAUAUAACACCCAAAAUUACUAGUAAAUUCAAAUCUAGAGCUCAGCCAUGCUGGAGAGAUUGUGGAGCAUUUAAUGUUAAUCACGCGCAUAUUUUCUGGCUCUGCCGUAAAAUUACUUAGCCUGACGUAGUCCUACUUAAUUCUAGUCAGAAUGAGUCUGAUGCUGCUCCAUAGAGCUGUGAUUAUGGGGC
Cyprinodon variegatus (sheepshead minnow) is the source of this 2006-nucleotide messenger RNA. It is a transcript of the gene pm20d2, whose product is annotated as peptidase M20 domain containing 2. The transcript has 7 exons. Lineage: Eukaryota; Metazoa; Chordata; Actinopteri; Cyprinodontiformes; Cyprinodontidae. The record is from RefSeq and is a predicted model, not a curated record. Gene Ontology annotation, molecular function: dipeptidase activity. Bases 96 to 1340 code for a protein of 414 amino acids.